AUGGCUGCAAUAGAUGUCAUGCCUCGACUCAUUGAUGACGAUGAAAAUGAAGACGACGACAUUCCAAUCGAGGAAUUUAAUUGGCUGCAGACGGAAGCGGAAAGCAACACACCUCUCGAGCGAAACAAGACAGUUGCGACGUUCGGAGAUCUGCCACUAACGUAUGAAGAAAUCGUUUUUAUCGAGCCCGAUCCAUUGGCUAUGUUGUGCACGGUGACAAUAUCGGACAUCAUGCAGGAGAAAUCGGAGGAAGAUGAAGCUGCUGCAUCCGUCGUCAUAAGGAACUGCGAGAAUGCUGUUGAGACGAACGCUAAGAGUGCACCCUGUACAGCAACUCACACUGCAACGGACAUAGUCACUGCUGGAGACGGCGCGGUAUAG
Messenger RNA from Corticium candelabrum, 381 nucleotides. RefSeq lists its product as uncharacterized. The transcript has a single exon. NCBI's taxonomy places the organism in Eukaryota, Metazoa, Porifera, Homoscleromorpha, Homosclerophorida, Plakinidae. The coding region runs from base 1 to 381 and encodes 126 amino acids. The record is from RefSeq and is a predicted model, not a curated record.